Molecule: messenger RNA, 2001 nt
Organism: Colletotrichum truncatum
Lineage: Eukaryota; Fungi; Ascomycota; Sordariomycetes; Glomerellales; Glomerellaceae
Source: RefSeq, a predicted model, not a curated record
AUGCCGUCACGGCCUACCGUACAGUGCUGCCGAAUAGUCCAGCAACACAUUCGGGCGCCAUUGGACAAUAUAUGGAUCACAGACGGCGUGCUGGCGAGCGCCUUUGAGCGUUACUGCCAUGUAUCGCGUCUCGCGCGUCGGAAGUCGAGCUCCCUGCCGGGCCCGUUGGAAAGCAGGAAGCGGCUGGGCAGAAGGAAAAUGACGGAUGUGCACAUGGACCAUCAAUCGACGUUGCCUCCCUGGGCGAUUGAAUUUCCCGUCGAUCUAAGCCAAUGGAAGUGGCAACCCCCAACUGCUCGUCGAGCAAGAGAGGGGAAGGAUACGCAAAGCCAGCAUAGCCAGUCGGUCCUAUCGUGGGUCGCGACGCCAAGGAUGGAGGGGAUACAGAUUGGCAAGGAAGAUACCAGACAGGUUCAGGACGAAAUCUAUUCAUCUACAAACGUGCUUAUGGGAAAGCUCUUGAAAGCCCGGUCUGCUGUCGCUGCAUCUACGCCCCAGGCAAUCGAAUCUACAUACUACCACUUUAUUGGGGGGCUUCAACAAGAUCUCCAGCUGGGUAUCCUUGACCCCGAGGACUUGGACAUAGCCGUUUCAACCUUCCCUCAAUCCUUGUUCGACACCGAGACCGAUCGCGAUGUGGUCAACGCAGCCAUCGAGAUGUUUCUUUCGGCCGUUGUCAACGGAAUUGCAUCCUCUAAGGUCCUGGGACCGAAAGAAUUCGAAGGCAGCUUCUGGAACCAGCUGCUAAUGCGUAUAGCACAACUGCCUGUCAAUGACGCGACGACUCUUUUGUUUCAAACUACCCUCGACGCAAUUCCUUCUCACUAUGUCAGCGAUGUUCAAGAGGGCAUCAUUGCGGCUGUGCAAACACUAACUAUGUCUCGGUCAACCGGGCGCAAACGGGCAGCGGAUAUUGGCGUCGCGCUUCGCGAACUAUCAUCUGCCGACCAUGGCACGUUACUCCGCAAAAUGGAAACUGCCGUCUACGAAGGUUCGACGGCCUUCGGAGAAGCCGCUGCCAAAAAGCUUCGUUUUGUUUGGUUGCAAAUUUUAGCCCACAUGCCGCAGGUGAAGCAGGACUAUCUUCUAGACGCUUGCGUCAGAUCAGCCUAUUUUGACCCAGAAGUACCCGAGCCUCUCGGCCGAGACCUCAGCCGGCUUCUUAUACAGCAAUGGAACAGUCGUGGAUACUUGCAAAACCACGAAGCUAUCGAAGCCCGAUGGAGCCAGGAUUCCGCUGAACAAUCAGACCUUAGUCUUGCUGCACUGGUCAUCCAUGUUUGCGACUGCGAAUCACCCGGCCGAACCCUUGCGCUGCUGAGGAGUCUUCUUAAGGCUGUCCGUCGAUUCGGAUGCCAGGAUGAGCUGAUGAGUUCAAUUCAAAGAUUCUGCAAAAGCAAGGAUCAUCUGCCCGUCCAACCUUUCAAGCAGCUGGCCAUCGCGAGCGACGAUUACAACAUGGCGCUCGUUUUGUUGACGCUCCUAGAGAGCCAUGCGACCAAAGUGUAUGGGAAGAUCCAGUCACAAUGGAACUGGACGAGGUGGACGAAAUACGUAGAGGCCAUGAUCAAGGAUGAGUCCCUCGAUAUCGCCACCGUUUGGAAGGUUGUCAGCAGUGGCGCAACUAUGAGAAACCAAAGCGCAGCACAACGAGAGCGGCUCACAAAGAAGAAGGCGGCACUGUUGGAAAAUAUGGUUAUCUGGUUUUCCCAAGCAGAGCAUCUGACUGACAGGACGAGAUUACGGCAUAUGUCUUUAUGUGUUACGUGGCUCCAAGAUAAUCACAUCAAACUUUCCAGGAAAGUAGUCACGGCUCUGGUAAUGGAAGUAACACAGGACUUGAAAAGGGGCGAGUAUGGACGGUCGCGACGGAUAGGGUGGGUCUUGGAUCUCGUUGGACGAUAUCAGGGACCGGAAGAGCGACGAGCGGUUGCUCGAGUGUUCCAACGAUGGAGGGUUGUCAUUGGGGAGCUGGACGCAAAGAAGCCCAGCGACGAAUAG